AUGUAACGUUAUCCGCUGCUGAGUGCGUUAACUGAAAACAUUGUUUCUUCCUUUUUCUCGUCUUAUGUCAUACCAGUUGUUGGUUUUGUCCGGGUCCGAAAUGUUUUAUCAAUCGGUUUCGGUAGUUAAUGUUAUCACUCAACUUGUCGGAGCAUGAUCUUAUCCCCGAUAGGGCGUCUGGAGAGAGUAACGGGUAACUUAGCUAGCGUUAUACUGAGCGGCGGCGGCGGCGCAUUUGUUACCAGGUGCUAAGUUACGUUCUGUUCUUUGAAACAAGUCAGAAAGACAAAGGUGGACAACAAUGCUGCAGAUGGGAGAAGAAGUCACUCUGUACUCGGUCGUCUUCGUGGCGCUUCUGCUGGGGACACGGAGUCCGCUGUGGACAACCGCCCUCAUCGCCUCCCUCUAUUUCUUUAUGGCCAUGUUCCGGUUCCCCCAGGUACCGAGCAGCCGAGCCCGGCAGGUGCUGCACCCAACACAGGGCACGGCGGGCUCCGGCAAGGUGUCGGUGGUCGCUCACCGGGGCGGUGGACACGACGCACCGGAGAACACGAUAGCAGCCAUCCGGCAGGCCAGUAAGAACGGGGCGACGGGCGUGGAGUUGGACUUGGAGUUCUCAGCAGACGGCGUCCCAAUACUGAUGCACGAUGAGACUGUGGACCGGACCACCAACGGAUCAGGACCACUCAGCCAGAUGAGAUUGUCUGAGUUGGGUAAACUAGACGCAGCUGCUAAACAUCGGCUCAGGGACAAGUUUGCCGGAGAGAAAAUCCCAACCAUGGAGGAGGCAGUGGAGGAAUGCAUCAAGCUGAAGCUCACCAUCUACUUUGACGUCAAAGGUCAUCCAGAUGAGGCAGCUGCAGCCCUUAAAGAAUUGUAUAGAAAACACCCAGUCCUCUACAACAGCAGCAUCGUCUGCUCCUUCGAGCCCAAAGUCAUCUACAGGAUGAGACAGAGUGACCCAAAAGUGGUCACAGCAUUGACCCACCGCCCGUGGAGCCUGAGUCGGCUUGGAGAUGGUGCCCCACGUUUCUCGUCGCCGUGGAAACAUCACUGGACCUCAUUAAUGGACGUCGUGUUGGACUGGGCGCACCAUCACGUACUAUGGAAGCUCUGUGGCAUCUCAGCCUUCCUUGUACAGAAGAACUUUGUCUCACCGGACUAUGUCCAGUACUGGGCCCAGAGGGGGGUGGAUGUGGUGGCCUGGACAGUCAACACAGAAGUGGAGAAGGAGUAUUACCAGGAGUUACUACAAGUUAGCUACAUUACGGACAGCCUUGUGGAAGACUGUGAACCCCAUUACUGAGAAACACGUGAAGCAGGCGAACAAUGCGUUCACACACAUACCCCUCAAAAAAGACAAAACCCACAUGAAAGGAAAUUUUCACUGCCCACUCCUCACAUAAUGUGCCACUAGCCAUUCCAUGCACACUUUCAUUAUGGUGUGUGUGUGUGUGGGUGUAGGUUUAUUUGAGGCAGUCAGAAUGGGUGCUAUACAUAAUAACAAGAGGCCUAGGUUGCGUCCAAAAACUCUUUUUUUGCUUAGGAAGGUUCCUAACUGAGUGAAGUGAAGUAUUUCAGUGGAAGCCAUGAUAAGAGCUGUUCGAAUUCUCUAAAAGCGAAGGAAGGGAGCCUCAAUGCUUCUAUUCAUAUCUCCUUUAGCAUAGGGUACACCGGACCAUCCUUUAAGAAAGGAAAGGAGAGAAUGCCGUCCCACAAUUCCUUGUAGCGACAACAUUUAAAGCAACACACGUUCUCAAACUUAAAGAUAAAAUCCAUUGACCGCAUUUAGCAAAAUCCUAUCAAUACAGACGCACAUUAUGAUUCUUGAAUAAGACUCACAAUUUCCUUCUUUCUUCUGGUUUGUUUUCUUUAGGCUUUGCUGUAAUCUAAUGCUGUUUCAACACGAUUUUAUGUUUCGGAUCGUUGAAAUAAACUAUAAAGUGUUGUUAUUAUAAUUUUCUACAAUAAAAAAAAACCACUGUUUACUGUUUACAUACAUUAAUUGGGAUUCAUGUUGAUAAAUAUGGGUGGGCAGAGGGUGAGUGAGCAAGCAUUCUCAAUGUGACAACCCUUUCCAUUAUUUGGUGACUGAUAGGUACCCUAUAGCCCAUGCCUUUUUACUAUUUUGAUUAUGAAGCUAAUAUUCCACCAUGUUGUCCACUUUUAGAUGGCCUGCAUUAAAGCAACAUGGGGCGCAGUGUCAAAGAUGCGCUUUUUGUAGUCCAUCUUCUGAACAUUGUUGUUUCAUCAUGGCAGCUCACGUCAGUAACAUCUCCCGUCGCAUAAUUAUGUCGCUUAGAAAAGAGCACUCGGAUUCUCUGAGCCCCACGGCCCUUUUUUCCAAAGUCCUUACGAAUUCUCCUUCACAUCGUUCCUUGACCUCAUGACAUUUUCUAUCGAGGUCAAGGAAAAGUGGUGAAAAGUGACUUUUUGCACGCAGCCCUAGUAACAUCCUUUAUCCUGAUUAAUCAUAUUUCUCAGACAUGUUGAGGCACCUGAUGUGCAUUUAUAGACACUUUGAUAAUUAGUGUCUAUAAUAGGCCUUAAUCAAAUGUACUGUAUUCACCAACUCAGGAUUGCAAACAUUGUUUUUCUUGGUCUGCGUGUCUGUCUUAAUGUUUGUACUUUUUACUCAGUGAAGGCCAGUAGGAAGUAAACUACCUACAAAUCAUUUCUAUCACUCAUCAAACUAAUUAUUCUUACUUAUUUAGAACUUAUCUUCGACAAAUGCACAUAUAGAGUUGAAAUGUAGAAUAGAACAAGAUUGGCUCACAAAUAGUGAGUUUUUCACCUUGCCUCACUUUUAUAUGCGUUGCAAACUUGUCAUUUUUGUUUUCUAUUUAAAAUUAACAUUAUUUUUGUUUGAGAAACAAUGUGGUUCGUGGUUGUGAAGUCAGACUUCUGUAUCUGUUGAGCAGAUGCCACUGACCCGGUAUCUUCUUCUUCUUUUCAAGCUCAACCACACGCUUAUAUGCUCCUGUUCAGCAGCAGAUGAGGAAUUACUGUCGAGUACACUUUAGUAUCACAGUACUGCAAGUGGAAUGUAGUAGGACAGUACAGAGGAACAGAAAGGGAGGAGCAGUGAAGUAUGUUGGAGUGAGGAAUUAAGUUGUGACAGUGCAGCGUGUGAGAAUGUAUGAGGCUUCAAAAGUGGAGCAGAUUUACUGACAUUUGUCCUCAGAUGAUUGCUGCCAGUCAGCUAAACAUACUGACCUUUGACAUAAGGCAGCAGCACCUCACAUACAGUACAACGCAUGGCCUUUAUGACCGCAGGCAUGUAAUAAGCAGAAGCACGGGUGUAACUAAUAACACUCACGACAUGUACAUUGCAUUUAGGUGGAUGUGAGCUGUUCCAGUGAUCUAGCAUCUGCAGUAUCAUGUCCCCAGAACUGGAAAACCUAAAUGGAAUACAGCCACAAUUAAUUUUAAUUACAUUCUGUUUUUUGUUUUUUUUUCAGUUUU
Molecule: messenger RNA, 3465 nt
Organism: Micropterus salmoides (largemouth bass)
Lineage: Eukaryota; Metazoa; Chordata; Actinopteri; Centrarchiformes; Centrarchidae
Gene: gde1
Product: glycerophosphodiester phosphodiesterase 1
Exons: 6
Coding region: 302-1306 (334 amino acids)
Biological process (GO): lipid metabolic process
Molecular function (GO): phosphoric diester hydrolase activity
Source: RefSeq, a predicted model, not a curated record